Messenger RNA from Sclerotinia sclerotiorum 1980 UF-70, 1974 nucleotides. RefSeq lists its product as hypothetical. The record is from RefSeq and is a predicted model, not a curated record. Gene Ontology annotation, molecular function: spindle pole body-nuclear membrane anchor activity. Lineage: Eukaryota; Fungi; Ascomycota; Leotiomycetes; Helotiales; Sclerotiniaceae. The coding region runs from base 1 to 1974 and encodes 657 amino acids. Gene Ontology annotation, biological process: nuclear pore organization; spindle pole body localization. Gene Ontology annotation, cellular component: nuclear pore transmembrane ring; spindle pole body. The transcript is spliced from 3 exons.
AUGCCGCCUGCAGUACGGAUUCGUCCUUACAAGGACUUUUUGACUCCAGCCUUGCAUAGAAGAUUUGCAUUGGCAACGGCUGUAUUGGCAGCAGUAUGCUACAUCGAAGCGGUAUGGGUCGGGGAAUGGAAUUCAUUCCUUUGGUCAUGGUUUCCUCUGGGUAGGGCUGGCAUCAGAAGCGGUCUUUUCUUCAUAUGCGCAUUCAUGAUAUUCAUCCUUCGAGUAGCUCAAUUACAUGUCGGAAUGCGGACCUCAGUCUCGACCUUCCACACAUUUAUACAAUACGCGCCCAAAUUUCAGACCGUUCAGACAGCUCUUUGGUAUCUCUUUUCGGCAUGGUUUUUCAGCGAGAUAUACAUAUGGUCAGUUCCUGAGAGUGCAGGUCUCAAUCGCAUCAAGCUUGCAGCAAAAACCAGUCGACCAAUAUUGAACGAGAAACCUAUUUAUUUAACUAUGUUUCUUUUAUUUAAUGCUAUUGUACAAGCUGGAUUCCACCUUAUGUACGACUAUGAUCGCAUCGAUAUUCCACUUACGAAGACCGGACCAGAGGUUUCAUCCGAGCAAUCUUCACAUACAACUGUACUGCCAACGGUUCAAUUGAAAGCUAAGGCAAUGCCUCUAGCUAUAAGCUGUCUCAAGCGCGUUGCUAUCAUGGCUGUGGUAUCUCCCUUUAUCUAUUCUAUGAAUAUUACCCUUCCUGUCCCUGUCAUCUUACCGAUUUACACGUUCAAUAUCAGAGAGAGUGUAUGGGGAUUUACCCGUUCAUUUGCAAAGAUUUUCUGGAACCUACCAAAAGCCGCUACUCCCCCGAAUGAGUUGCCUUUCCACUGGACCAUGGUGCUUAGGACGAUUAUUUCCGGGCUCAUGCUUACCUUACUGUGGGAAUUUGGAAAUCUUGCGUUCUCGGUUUAUGUGGCGCAGGCGCCUUUGAAGCAUGACAGACCAAUUACCUACGAAUCUCGAGACCCAAAUGGGAGUUUGUUGACUGGAUUAAAGGGUAAGAAGUUGCAAACAAGAGCUUUCGCAUUUUGGGAACUUGUAGAAAUUGCACAGCGGUACCAGGGAAGACGGAAAGCCAUUUUCGAAGACAUUGACCGUGUGGGCGGUUCAGCUUGGUCUCAAAUCCUUGCAACAUGCCUCGAGACAAUUAAUGAGAUAAAUCAGCGUAUCGAAGAAUAUGAUCCAAAAAAACAACCACCGGUGAUCAGUUUGUAUGAGGAGCAGGAGACGCAGGACCCAGUAUCAUCACUUCCCCGUCUCUUGACUGAACCCCUAAAGAAAGAACCAAAGAGUGGUCUUGUGACAAAACCUCAACCAGCGGAAUCAAGAAGUAGGCGUUAUCUGGAAGCGGUUGGCUCAUUUGCAAAGAGUCAGGGGGAACUAUCACCACCUGAUAAGAUAUCCCGUAGCCGCCAGUUGAAGGACGACAAGAAAAAGGCAGCAAUUAAGUCCGCAGUAUCUACACAAUUUCAACAGCCGGAGGGAAUCCAGAAAAUCCUACGUGAGCAGGCGAUUGUGAUUCUCAGGCUACCAUUCGGAAAACCGUUCAGGCAGGAAUAUCGAAAAGAGAUUGCAAGCGUAGUGUUAGGAACCCCCUAUGGCGAUCUAGGUAUCAUCAUUGAUGCUAUCGACUCAAUAACUAGGUUUGCUGUGUGCAGUCUUGUUGAAGACAAAUACGGAAAGGUACAGAAGGACAUCAGGGAAAUCGUUGAGAUAUAUACCAAGACGAUUGUGGAAGUGCAGAAGUUUAGGACCGGAUUGGGCGCACAUUGGACAGAUGUAGAAGGAAGACAAGAGAGCCCCGAGGUAGAUUUGUUACUCGCUGUGUUGAAAAGCGGACUUAGAGAAAUAGUUCGGGCCUUUGGGGAUUAUAGUGCAGAGUUGAAAAUAAACCAAGCUGCCUUGAGGGCAGCGAGAGAAGCCAUGAAUAUGCCUCCUCCAAGACAGGAGGAUAUGGAGCAGAGGCGUCGUUGA